CUAUCUAUUUCUUCACCUCUUCAGUUUCUUUGGCAUCUUCCAAAUGAACCAUUGAAUACUGGUUUAUUUUGACAUUUUAUUUACUUGUACUGUUAACAAGAAAAACAACACAUUACUUUUCUUCAAAGCAAUAAAAAAUAGAAAUAUAGUCUGGAUGCGAUGCCAAAACCUACCAACCGUGGAAAGAUACAUCCGGAAACUUCCUUCCAUUCAAAACCAUCUCGUACCCCUCUGACUACUGACGACGACAAUAUUAUUAUACGCUGUCCAUGCGGUUAUAAAGAAGAUGAUGACUUUACUAUCCAAUGCCAAAAAUGUCUUACCUGGCAACAUGGCAAUUGUAUGAACGUUACCUCUCAGCAUCUUCCUCGACAAUAUAUCUGCGGCUCUUGUAUAUAUCAAGAAGGUGAUCCAAUGGCUACUGAGACUACGACUGCAAUAUCAACAAUUCCAUUACGACAACAACAACAACAACAAGAAAAAGAAGAGCAUUCAACAAUAGACAUACAACAACGAGAACAACAACAACUUGCUGUCAAACAGAAUAAAAUACAUCACCUGGGCAAAAAACUAUUCGGCAAAAAAUAUACAAAAGGCGACCUUCGGGAUAUUUCCAAAAAUGUAUUUACAACUGACACAACAACAAUCAAGCAAGAACUUCCGUUAUCCAAUAAAAGGCAAUCGCUGAAACGACGUUCAAUACUCUAUGAUGAUGAUUUGAAAAACAAUAAUGAAGAUAGUGAAGAUGAUGAUGAAAUAGUUACCCCGUAUGACUAUUCUACAACUUCAACCCGAACAAGAACCAAAUUUGAACAGAUUUCUCGAAAUAUUAUAAAGUCCAAACUGGUGAAACAAACAAUGAAAAGAGCUUAUGAUCAAUGGCAAAUAAACGGUAUUCAUACUGAUAUGGUUACAAAUAUGGAUUCUUCGACAUUAGCCCCCUCCAUCCCAAAGGUAUCUGUACAUCCUAUUUGGAAAUCUCUUUUGGGUAGAACGAACAACAAAAACGAUCCCUCUGUCCGCAAUGGUGUAUUUGCUGAAAUCCAUGUACCUGAACAACGAUUUUUGAUGGAAAUCAAUGGUGAAAUCUCUAUCAAAUCUGAUUAUAAGAAUGAUACUACUUCCCUGUAUCAGUUAUUACAUACACCUGAAGAUAAGAUGUUCUUUUAUCCUUCUCUGGACUUGAUGAUUGAUGCUAGAUGUUGUGGAAACGAUUCUCGAUUUGUACGGCGCUCAUGUUACCCAAAUGCUAGGACAAAGUGUAUCAAUUUACCCAACAACAAGGACGAUCAAACUGUGCAUCUUGGUUUGUUUACUAUGGAAGAUAUUGACAAAGGUGAAGAAAUAUCUAUUGGUUGGGAAUGGUUACAAGGAUCUGUUAUAUGGGAUAUUUUCAACUUUUGGAAAAAACAACAACAACAUCAAAAACAACAGCAACAACAAUUUUUUAUUAUGGAUAACACCAAAAAUCAACAAUUGAAGAAGAUGUUAGCUGUAUUCCAAGAAGAAUUUAGCGAAUGUGCCUGCCAAGAUAAGGAUCAAUGCUUUGUGGAAUACCUCAAGCAAAUCUGCUCGAAAACCACCAAAAAGGAAAAACAACGACAACAACGAAGACAACGAACGAAUAGCAGUAGUGAGAUUAAAUCGGAUGAUAUUACCACUAUCCAACAACAACGACGAUCUAAAGAUAAUAUAUCGACAAUAUCACCUUCCUCCUCAUCCCAAUAUGAUGAACAUCAACAACAGCGAAUUUCCAAGACCAUUGGGGCAAAUAAGCGUCGACGUAGCAAAAAGAGUCAUGCAGAUAUUGCAACAACUAGUGUGGCCGCCAAAAAUGAUCUCUUCUUCGCCUCUUUACCAAGUUCGCAAUCAACAAAUCCUGUUCAACAUCACAAAUAUUCUAUACCACCAUUAGCACAUGUUACAACAAAAGUGGAAGAAAAGAAAACAAUCGAAUCACCAAUACAACUUAACAAACAAGAACAAAGCUUACCAACUGGCAGAUUACCAUGCAAGAAGGCUUGGAUGAAGGCUUAUUUGGCAGAAACCGCAAAUUCACGACCAUCAACACUACCUUUUGAAAGUACACUUGAUCGAAAAAAGAGUAUGACUGAUGACUUUUGGAAUGACGAACACACUACUUUAAUAAAAUCACCUGGUCCAACAAAAUCAUCAUCGAUUAGUGGGAUGGAAAAAGAUGAGGAUCAUACUGCAAUAACAAAAGAUUUAGUGAUAAAUGACAGUUCAACUACUCUCAAUACCGUAGAUUAUAGUGAUGAUCCAAUCACAGCGAUGACAGCAACCACUACUAUUAUUUCAACAUCAAAAUCAACAACAUCAACUAUGUUUACCAACUCGGCGGAAUCUUCAUUACUCAACAAAGACCACGGAUUAGAUCUCACAACACCUGCAGCCAAACCUGUCAAGGCCAAAUUAUCUCUUCAACAAUAUUUAUCCAUGCAUAAGUUAUCAAAUAGCAACGACAGUAAACUUCCUUCAAGAUGACGAUCCUAUUGACCUUUCCUUAUCCCUUAGUAUACAAUUAAAAAAAAAAACUCAAUACAUACACAUUCUACUUCCUCCCUCUCUUCCUCUGUAUAUAUAGUUCCAUUUUAUAUUCUACUCCUUGAUUCUCUUGUAUAUUUUAAUUUUUUUUUUUUUCCUUUCAAAAACCUGAAUUUUUUCUUCUAAUAAUUAUUUCGAUUAAAGACAGUAUCAUAUUAUAUUAUUUCGAUUGAAGACAUAUUAUUUGUAUUGAUUAGUGUACAAUUUCGAUCUACUUUUCGUAUUUUUUUAUUCAUACUAUGAUGUUUCAAAAAAAAAAAAAAAAAA
Messenger RNA from Halteromyces radiatus, 2832 nucleotides. RefSeq lists its product as uncharacterized. The record is from RefSeq and is a predicted model, not a curated record. Bases 160 to 2505 code for a protein of 781 amino acids. Lineage: Eukaryota; Fungi; Mucoromycota; Mucoromycetes; Mucorales; Cunninghamellaceae. The transcript has 3 exons. Gene Ontology annotation, molecular function: protein binding.